AUGUCAGCCCUCCUCCCAGCGAGAACCUGCCUCCGCGCGGCGACAACCACCACUACCACCACCGGCACAUUCACCCUCCCCAUCCGCUCCUUCUCCACCACCCCCUCCCAACUCUACAACCAAAACAGACCUUCCGGCGGCCCCAUCCCCUCGCCCACUGGCCAAGCCCCCCAUAUCCCCCCCUACCCUCUCGGACCCCGCCUCUACUACAAGCAGUCCAACACCGGCCUCUACGGCCACGCCACCAUCCGCUACGGCAACAACGUCUCCGAGAAGAACGAGAUCAAGACCCGCCGAACAUGGCGCCCCAACGUCCACCGCAAGCGCCUCUUUUCCCUCUCCCUCCGCACCUGGGUCCAGACGAGGCUGACCACCCGGGUCCUCCGGACCAUUGACAAGGUCGGCGGGCUGGAUGAGUACCUCUUGGGGAUCAAGUCCAACAGAAUCAAGGAGCUGGGUCCGUGGGGCUGGAGGUUACGCUGGAGAAUCAUGCAGACCAGGGCUGUCAAGCAGAGGUUCGCCGCCGAGAGGAAACAGUUGGGGUUGGUGGACGGGGUGUUGGAGAAGCAGGUGAGGGAGGAGAACAAGAGGUACAAAAUGGAGCAGAAGCAGAUUCAGUUUUAUACCAAGAAGAAGCUGGGUUUGAUGGGGUCGGAAGCGUCGACUGGGCAGCAUGUGCUUCCGGAUGGGAGGGUGGUGGAUGAGGCGGGCAGGGAGGCGUAUAUCAAGGAGACGGAUGCCAUAUUGGCGGAGACAGGUAGUGAGCAGAUUCUCGAACUGGGCGAGGUCGAGGUGGCCAAGGAUGAGGGCUUCAUGAAGGAGAAGCCUGCACCGAAGAAGGCCCCUAAGAAGGCGAAGGUGUAG
Podospora bellae-mahoneyi is the source of this 864-nucleotide messenger RNA. RefSeq lists its product as uncharacterized. The record is from RefSeq and is a predicted model, not a curated record. Lineage: Eukaryota; Fungi; Ascomycota; Sordariomycetes; Sordariales; Podosporaceae. The transcript has a single exon. Gene Ontology annotation, cellular component: mitochondrial large ribosomal subunit. Gene Ontology annotation, molecular function: structural constituent of ribosome. The coding region runs from base 1 to 864 and encodes 287 amino acids.